AUGUUUGAGCAGCGAGUUGAUAACAUCGUGGGUGUAGCUUACUCAAUGGAUAUGUUAGAACUUAUUAAGAAAGGAGAUAUGCUUGAAACUGCAGUUGUGGGAGAUAUGGCUCACAAGCCUGCAUAUUUCGUUCCUGAUUCAAUGUUAAUUUGGAAUCUUCUAAGGGAAUUCCGUAUUAGGAAAGUUCACAUGGUUGUUGUUCUUAAUGAAUACAGAGGAACCGUCGGUAUUGUAACCCUUGAAGAUGUUGUUGAGGAAAUUGUUGGUGAACUUUUUGAUGAGAAUGACUCAAAGACACAAUUAGCAUACGAACUGCAAAGUCAACUUAAAGAAAGUCAACGUACUUUGGGAGAAGCUACUGCAGUUGCUGAUUUAAUCACAGAAUUUGAUUAUAGACCUAUUCUAGAGGCAACUUUGUCUUCGUAUACUGGUUGCACCGAUUGCAAGGUGGACGUGGCGUAA
Helianthus annuus (common sunflower) is the source of this 462-nucleotide messenger RNA. Its product is annotated as putative DUF21 domain-containing protein At3g13070, chloroplastic. The record is from RefSeq and is a predicted model, not a curated record. The transcript has 6 exons. Lineage: Eukaryota; Viridiplantae; Streptophyta; Magnoliopsida; Asterales; Asteraceae. The coding region runs from base 1 to 462 and encodes 153 amino acids.